AUGAACCUCUUCUGCUUCUCCCUGGAGGGGUCCAUGGACAGCUUGUAUGAGGCAGUCCAGAACUCAGAGGACCCCCCACGGCCCGUCCCCAGCCGAGCCUCCAGUCGCCCCUGCAGCCGCUCUGUGAGCCGCUCUGGAAGUCCUGCUCUUCUGCUCGAUGACAAUAAGAAAUGGAGGGGCUCCGGAAAGUCCAUUUCUAUGGACUUGAAUCAAACCUCAACCAACACCAAUAAAAAGAAACGAAGAACACACAUAUCCAAAUCAGCAUCAGACAAUGAGGCUUUGGACAGUCCGAGCUGUAAUAAUGCUGCUGUUUGGCAACCAGCCAGAAGUCAAGAAGAUUUAUCCCACAUCCCCCACCUGCACCACCAAAAUGAAGAAAUGAAAGGGAUUAAACACAGAACAGAAAAUAAAGGCGGAAAAGGAACACAUCAUUCUGGCCCAAAGAAAAAGGAGAAACCACCUUUAAGUCAGGGCAAUGGCCAUGACUCCAAAAAUAAUAUCAAAAGAGGCCAAAAGUCUGGGAAGAAACCAGUUGCAAAAAGUGUGAAAGACGGAGCAAAGAAGCCUCCCCACUCCAGAGGGAAAUCUCCAGCAGGUGUCAUGAGCCCUCUCGCUGGGAACUACCUGGAUGUUCAAUACAGGUGCGACAGACGACCAUAUAUGGAUAAAUGUUCCACACUUCCUACUCCAGAUAAUUAUGCCCCUGGACGUGGAAUGGAAAAAGUCAGUCUUCCUGGAGGAGCGACACCCACCCAUGCGCACCGCUGGAGUAACCCAGGAGAGGGCAGUCCUCUCUGGGGCAGUGUCCCACACACAUGCCACCGGCCGCUCACCGAGUACCACACCCUCCAGCAGGACUUCACUGUGAAGGACUGGGAUGGGGGGCAGCAGAGUGCAGGACCACCCCCGGACAGCAGCCUCAAGCAGAACAUGAAACCUCAGGCUCCUGCCAAAGUGUCGCGGUCCACCAGCAACGUGGAACUGUCCCAACCAAAUCGCUCCACCAGCUUUGGCAGAUUUGACAAACAUCAUUCAACAUCAAAAUCAGAGGAACAUGGACCAGAUGGGGUGAUAGAAGAGAGUGAAGUUUCCGACCAAAAUAAAUCUGCUGGAAUUGGGAAGAAAAUCAAAGGGAUUUCUCUGACCAUGCGGAAAAGAAUGGGCAAAAAACACAACAAGUUGUUUUCUGAAGAGACAGGGGACGACACAGACCGGGAGGCUGAGGCCGACAGUGGAACUCCUGUUGAGAAGAACUCGAGUGCUCGCUCCCUGGAGAGCCUCCACAGCGCACAGAGCUGCUCAAGUGGUGUGAGUGAGUCUCUGGCCGCAGCUCGGGUCAGUUUGAAGCUGGAUGUGGACGGCUCUUAUCGGGGGCAGUUCUGUGGAAGAGCUCGGGUUCACACAGACUUUGUUCCCAGUCCCUACGACACAGACUCUCUCAAGCUGAAGGCUGGCGACAUCAUAAACAUCAUCAGUAAACCUCCCAUGGGCAUCUGGACUGGCAUUCUAAACAACAAAGUGGGCAACUUCAAAUUCAUCUAUGUGGACGUCUUAGUGGAGAAAGAGGAAGAGAAGGAAGAGGAAGAAACCCCAGUGAUCCGACAGCAGAAACUGUGCAAAAGGACACGACCUAAAACUCUGCUGGAGUUACUGGAACGACUCAGACUGGAGGAGUACGCCUCUGCCCUGCUGCUGAACGGAUACCAGACUGUGGAGGACCUACGGCACCUCCAGGAGAAGCAUCUGAUCGAGCUCAACGUCAAAGACCCGGAGCACAGACUGAAGCUGCUGGCGGCGGCCGAUCUGCACUACACCGAAGAUGAUGUUGCGGACACUGAGGAGGAAAAGUCCAGCCAUGGUCAGCAGGAGGAGGACAGUGAUUGCCCCAGAGACUCCGGCUGCUUCAUCCCAUCUGAGUGCUCCGACUCCAAAGACGACACAGAGGCUCUUCCUGAGGCGGUCAGCUCAUGA
Molecule: messenger RNA, 1974 nt
Organism: Knipowitschia caucasica
Lineage: Eukaryota; Metazoa; Chordata; Actinopteri; Gobiiformes; Gobiidae
Source: the annotation of a GenBank genome assembly